This is a messenger RNA of Colletotrichum abscissum, 3534 nucleotides long. RefSeq names its product RhoGAP domain-containing protein. The record is from RefSeq and is a predicted model, not a curated record. Lineage: Eukaryota; Fungi; Ascomycota; Sordariomycetes; Glomerellales; Glomerellaceae. The transcript is spliced from 4 exons. Bases 1 to 3534 code for a protein of 1177 amino acids. Gene Ontology annotation, biological process: signal transduction. Gene Ontology annotation, molecular function: transcription coregulator activity. Gene Ontology annotation, cellular component: nucleus; Z disc.
AUGGCGUCGGAUUACGAUCAUGGGGCGCCGGACGACCGCUUGCAAGCCCACCCCGCCGCCACCCCUAUGGAACCUGGUUAUCCCGGUGAUGGAGUCUGGCAGAACGGAGGAAGGAGAACUCCCGAAAGAAAUUACCGCUCACAACAGCCCUCACGUUCACCCGGUCCCAGAACACCUGGUCGAGAGGGCGACUCAAGGCGGAGCGGUGAACGCAGUAGAUCCAAAGGAAGAGGAGGUGGGCGGUCAGCCAGCGGUCAACAGAGGACCUGCAAGAAGUGUGGAGAGCCUCUCACCGGCCAAUUCGUUCGCGCACUGGACGGAACCUUUCACUUGGAUUGCUUCAAGUGUCGUGAUUGCGGCCAGAUUGUAGCCUCCAAGUUCUUCCCCGUCGAUGACGAAGGUGGUGAAGGACAGUAUCCUCUGUGCGAGACAGACUACUUCCGCCGGCUGGGUUUGCUUUGUUUCCAGUGCGGCGGCGCCCUUCGAGGCUCCUACAUCACCGCUCUCGACCGAAAGUAUCACGUCGACCAUUUCACAUGCUCCCUGUGUCCCACGGUCUUUGGCGCGCAGGACAGCUACUACGAGCACGAUGGCAACGUGUAUUGUCACUACCACUACUCUACGCAGUUUGCGCAAAGAUGCAAUGGCUGCCAGACUGCAAUCCUCAAGCAGUUUGUGGAAAUUUACAGGAACGGCCAGAACCAGCACUGGCAUCCCGAGUGUUACAUGAUCCACAAGUUUUGGAACGUGCGACUUACGCAGCCGAGUGACCCCUCCGAAUUACCUCAGGAGACCGACGACCCCGCGACUCGCGACAUCAUUAGAGAGGAGGAAGAGCGCAUGGAGGAGAAGGUCUACCGUAUUUGGAGCGUCCUGUCAACUUUCGAGGAGUCGUCCGCAGCAUGCAUCUCCGAUAUGCUCCUCCACGUGAGCAACGGCGCCUAUGUCGACGGUGUGCUGGUCGCCAAGAAGUUCAUCUGGCAUGUUGAGAUCUUGUUCCAGUCUGCUGAUCGCCUGGACUACUCCAUGGAUCAACUGAAGCUCAAGGGAUUGUCGUACGGUCGUGAGGCCAAGCUUCUGUGCAAAAAGAUAGUAUCUUUCUUCUCGCUGCUGUCCAAGACCCAGGACACGGGAGCCCGCAAGCUUGGCGUCACUCAGGAGUUAUUGUCCCUAGUCACAGGUCUUGCUCACUAUCUCAAGCUUCUCAUUCGAAUCUGUCUGCAGGGAGCGUUACGCCUUGAGAAGGAGUCUAAGAGCUCCGACGGCAUUUAUCAAUUCCUGGAUGACCUGAGCGAACUGGACAGCGUAAAGCCCGACGACAACACCCUACAGGCUAUUACGGGCAACUCGCGCCUUUCGGCAAAGGAUUCUGAUCACUGUGCACUCUGCAAUAAGUCUGUCGAAGACGAGUGCGCAAAGAACUCCGACCGGCGAUGGCACAUUGCCUGCGUCAGCUGCUCACGUUGUACAAGAGAUAUCGGUCGCAAGCUGGAAGAUGCUCGCUACAAUGCCUUUGACAAGAAGAUCUACUGCAACAACUGCAUCGGCGCCAACGGUGAUGAUAUGCCGCCUUUUGAGCAUGUCACCAAGCUCCAGCAGUACGUUUUCUUGUUGAAGGUGGCGCUCGCGCGGUUGUUGGACAUCCUGCGAAGCAAUGGCGCUUUGCCUCGGCAAAACGAUGACCAGAACUCGGAUGGUUAUGGUCCAGGCGAGGGUGCCCGAACUUUGGCUCCCGGAGAAGCACCCUACCUAAACUCAGACAACCGCUCGAAGUCGUACGCUGGAGAUCAACGGGAGCACAAUCGCGAGUCUUCCUACGAGAACACGCUGAAUGAUGUUCGCCGAUUGAGAAGUACUCGUCUCGACAAGCAUUUGUCUUCAAGCUUUCGCAAGGCUAGAACGUCGCGCAUCAUGGACGGGCCUGAGGGACGUAGCGUUCGCCCAGGAUCCGCGGGCGAGGACUUAGGCCGCGCUGAUGGGGACCUCCAUAUUCUCGAGGAACGAAGAGGCCCAAACGACGAAGGCACAACGGACAAAAUGUUCAACCACCAAGACGCUCUGACGCUGGAUGAUAUCCCGCGAAUCGUUGCUGCCGAACAAGUCAAAGAGCAACAAUAUAAGCCCAACCGCCAGGAACUCUUCCGGUCCCCCGCUACCGACCCCAUGGGACAUCAAAGAUCGCAGUCGGCAGGUAGAGAGGCUGAGUUGCGCAUGGGCGAUGCGAUGCCUCAGCGUCUGGGACGGAAGUACUUUUCGGAGCUCUCGGGAUUGGAGUACUUUAUCGUGCGCCACCUGGCAGUCUUGACUCUGGCGCCUGCCGUUGAGAACGAAUUCCCUCUGGAAGAGUUAUUGAGCUUUAUCGAGUCGAGAAAGCAGCCCACGUUCUGGAAAAACUUGGGCAAGGCCUUCAAGAACGACCGGCCGAAGAAUGUCAAGAAGAAGGGCAUUUUCGGAGUACCCCUGGACGUCAUCAUUGACAAGGAUGGCGCCGAGUCAACAGACGGUGUAGGCCCCGGAACACUCAAGAUUCCUGCAAUUAUUGACGACCUCAUCUCAUCCAUGAGAAAAAUGGAUCUUUCCGUUGAGGGUGUUUUCCGAAAGAAUGGCAACAUCAAGAAGCUGUCUGAGCUCUGCGAAAGAAUCGACCGGGAAGGCUGCGACAGCAUUAGCUUCAUGGACCAGCCUGUUGUACAGGUUGCCGCUUUGUUGAAGCGCUAUUUGCGUGAGCUGCCCGAUCCACUCUUGACUUUCAAGCUCCAGAAGCUCUGGAUUUCUGUCGCCAAGAUCCAGGACGAUGCAAAGCGCAAGUCGUAUCUGCACCUCAUCUGCUGUCUCUUGCCCAAGGCUCACCGAGACUGCUUGGAGAUUCUGUUCUGCUUUUUGAAGUGGGCUGGAUCCUUCCAUCAAGUGGAUGAGGAAGCCGGAUCUAGGAUGGACAUCAAGAAUCUGGCAACCGUUAUUGCACCGAACAUUCUUUACAACAGCAACAAAGCGCCUGCACUGGACAGCGACCCCAUGUUCGCCAUUGUCGCCGUGAACGAUAUGAUCACGUCUAUCGAAGAAAUGUGCCUGGUUCCCGACGAGCUUAUGGAAAUGGUCAACGAUCCAUUCGUGUUUGGCAACACUGCCGAUCUCACUACAAAGGACAUCCUUAAGCGUUACCAGGACCGCAUGGGUCAAAGACCAGGGUUGGGCGAAGUUAAUGAGGUCUUUAACAGACCAGAUAACUCAUCCCGGCCCCCUCCCCGAAGGGUUGAGACUGACCCCGCUCUGUGGCAACAACAAGAGAGUAGCGUCCGCACUGUGCAGGAACCGCCCAUGCCCAUUCCUCCUUUCAACCAACCCAAUCCUGGUACACCACCCCAAAGAUGGCGGCCACAUGAAGAAAAUGGCCACCCUUCACCCUAUGGUGGAAGCCAGUAUGAGCAUUCAGACACCGAAGGCCCUUCGGAAGCUCAAAAGAGAGAAUGGCGCCAGUCGGGUGGGGUUUGGGGAAGACAGAACAGCGGUGUUGGCGUAGGUGGAAACACAUAA